AAUGUUUUCCGUAGUGCAGUGAAUUGUGAAUUCGAAUACGCCAUGAACGAAACGGAGGCAAUUGUGAACAAUGCCAGCGAUCUGUUGUUACUAGGAGCCGAGGUUCGGAAUGUACCGCUCAAGGAAAUCGCCAAACGAUCGCUCAGCGGACUGCGCCACCAGGAGAGUGAUAUCGAGUUGUACGAGUUUCUGUUCGGGAAUGUUAUAACUUUCUUCGAGCCAAAGGAAUUUGAGGAUGAAGUGUCCUCGUUGGUGCUGCCCGAGCUGGUUCGCUUCGUGGAUAAGAUUCAGAACGAACUGCAAACCAACGCGCUGUCCUACUUCUUUGUGGAGAACCUGACGCUGCUGCAGCGAUUGGCGGAUGUUCUGGCAAAGCUGAUCGAUUACCUGCUGGCCCAGGCAGAAUCCUACCGCCUGUACCGCUCGCUCACUGUGUUUCCCGAAUAUCUUCUCCGGUGCUAUACUAUCGUACGCAAGAAUUAUGUGUCGAUGGCACAGGAAGUGGAGGUGUUGGAAGCGAUGAAAGCCCUAUACGGUGUUUGCAAGAAGAUACUCACGGCAUUCCUUGAAUUAUUGUGUCCACGCGAUACCCCUAAUCGAACCGCUGCUGGUAGCUACUUUCGCACGAUCGAGAAGGACGACGAGCGAGAAUGUCUUGAGAAAGUUUGUACAGUGUUGGCGAGUGUUGGCAAUGAAAUCAGCCCGAUCGACUCACUGCUGGCCAGUGACGUGUGGAAAAGCAUCGUUAAGCUGUGCACCGAGCAUGCGGAGGGACAACUGUGUACCGACAAGCGGCCUACCGGAUGGUUCGGGAACGUUGUCGUGAUACUGAACACCGGCGUUGAAGUUUCGUUUCAAGAACUGCAAAGCAAGAACGAAGCCUCCAAGCAGGCCACGAUUGCGCUGAAGUUGAAUGCGUUCUGCCUGCGAGUGAUGCUUAAAUUGCUAACGUUGUCCAGGCAACGGGUAUCCUCGGAUGUGUACCAGUCAAUCAUCGGGACUCUAUUGCACAUCAAAACGUGCCUUCGAACACAGACACUUACCAGUGAGUUGGUCGCAGGCAUCGAACAGUACCUGCACGUAAGCUACAUGGCUAUCGUGGAAAGCUCCCUGCGCACGGAUAUCUUUGCCAAGGCAUUGGUGAAUUGCAAAUUAAGCACGAUUGAUGAUUGUCACUCCUAUUUCAAUCUCGUGAUGCACAUCAUUGAACAGAUAGUCACCUACUCCAACGACAACAGCCUAGUGUUGCGUUAUUGCGUUGAAAAUAACUUACUCCAGAAAAUCGCCAACACAAUCGAACAUUCCGGCAAUCUGCUGCUUAGCGGAGGCACUCUCUAUCGCCAGCUUCUAGUGCACUGUUCCGCCUUGGUGCUGAUGGGCUUUCGGUUACGAAACCGUACAGCUCAACGGGCGAUCGAGGAAACACUGGUAGGCAUGGUGCUUCAGGAACGAUACUGUAUCGCACUGCUAGGUAUCGAUCUGUGGUCCGUAUUGGUGCGCUAUCAUUCCACUCAGCUAUUGUACGAAUAUUUUGUGUUUUGGAUGCGAGUAAACAACGAGUAUGCACCAUCGAGAACCAGACCGGAGCACGUGUAUGUCCGUACGCUGUUGCGCAAUCUGUACGUCUUCUUGCCGGGUGUGCAGAAGGAGAAACUGCUGACUACCUACCCCAUUCGAAACAGCGAAAACGAUCGUCUCUGGGUCACGGUAGGGCUACCCAGUACGGAUUCGGAACUUAUGGUGCAUCGGCAGCAACCCCUCGCUUCGGUGGAAGAGCGGUUGCAAACACGGUUAAAGCAAUUACAACAACCAUCUCAACACCUACCACACCGGGUUGAUGCUUUCUACGAAAUGAUGAAUCUGCUUUCAAUAGCAAAGAGCCAAGGAGGGAUAGUAAACAUGCUUCGAGAGUGGAGCUCGCUAUUCGCUUGGGAAAAGAUUCUUACUAAUCCCUGCAAAGCUUCGGCGAGGAUGCUGGAGUACCUCGAAGGGUCUCAUGUUCCUCUCGACAACAUUUUACGUCGUUGCAACUCAUUAGCAGUCAGCAGAAGCUCGACCUACGCGAAGUAUCGAAUCGUGCUUCUUUUAGAGCGAGCCAACACCCCGCCGCAAGCGGUGUUCGAAGCCCUACUCAACGAUAAGGAACCUUUAAUAGCAGCCGCAGCUUUCCAUUUGUUGCGCAAAUUGAAUUCUAAAAGACAACCGGCAGCGAUAGCGUUAAUUACAAGAGAGCCAGUGCUUCAAUCACGAUUAGCGGCCCUACAAAAGAAUCUGCCAGGAUUCCACCCUGUACUGCCCGCGGAACCUGCAGAACCCAUGGCAGCUGUACAGCAUCGCUGUCAACCUGCCAGUGCGGCGGAAUCGACAGCAGAUAUGACGCUUAUCAUUAAUAGUAAAAUAGACGAACUGUUCCCCGACGACGAUGAUGAUGAUGAGGAUGUUGAUGCGAUCGAUUUCGAUGCGCUGGCUGAAAACGUAUCUCCGAAAAGGCGCAAGCUAGACCCAAGUAGAUCAGCGAAUCGUAUUCUUGAUGAGCUGGAAACUCAAAGUGAAGAAUUAGCGAAACUUAAUCAAACUCACAAGCUAGAAAUAACGGAGCGAGCGCGAUUGACUAGGAUCAUGACGAAGAUGAAACGGCUUCUAGAAAGCGAAUGAUCUAGGGUGUAAAUGUUCAUAAUCAGUGCCGGUAUUAGUAAUAAGUAUUGUUUGUUUCGGGAUAGCUGUAAGGCUGAUAAUUGCUCCGAUAAACUUUUAACCA
Molecule: messenger RNA, 2758 nt
Organism: Anopheles darlingi
Lineage: Eukaryota; Metazoa; Arthropoda; Insecta; Diptera; Culicidae
Exons: 4
Coding region: 43-2655 (870 amino acids)
Source: RefSeq, a predicted model, not a curated record